AAAAAAAUAGAUUUUAUUUAGGAAAUUUAGAAACUAGAAGCCCUAGUUUUCUUCGUCUCUCACAUCUAAUCUCCCUGCCUCCUCCUGCCUCCUCCCUGUCUCUCUCGACUCUCUCUCUCCCCUCUCGACUCCGCCGCCGGCGCCGCUGCCCCGCGCCGGCCCGUCGCCGCCCACCCUUGUCGCUGCGUCGCGCCGCUGCCGCCCACCCUCGUCUCCCUCUUAAUCUCAUCUCUCUCUGACUCAAAUGCACGCACACCACACCGCGCCUGAAAUCCUAGAUCUAUAAUCUACAGCCACCUCCCUGCCGAUUCCCGUCGACCGCACGGCGGGAAGGCCGCCGCUUCCGAGCGCAGCCCAAAGCCCCCUCUUCUCUCCAUACUCCGGCGACAACAGCGGCUCCUUGCCGCCGCCGUGCCCUAGCUUCAAUCCGUCGCUGAACUCCCUCUUUCGGCCGCACCACCUGUCCGACCACCACAGCACCAGCCCAGCCGCCUUCGUCGCAGCGCAACACCACCGCGACCCACUCCAGAACCGCUGCCCCCCACCAUCUCCCGGCAUCUACACAAGGCGGCUUCGUGCGCCACCCAUCGUUCCUAUCAUGAACGACGAGGAAGAGCCACCAGUCGGCGCGAUUUACACCAUACCAACAGCGCCAAACACCUCCUGCCACCGUCUCCCGCCGCCCAGUCACCUUCGCCCUUUUCCUGUCACCACCAUCAGUUUCCAGACACUGCCGCGCGGCCCCAGCUCCAAUCUCAACCCCGCUGUCUGCCGGAGCGAGCCCUGCCCUCCUCCACCGUUCAGGGAAGUUUAUUUCUUCAUUUUUGUGUUGUUCCAAUCAGGACUUAAUUUUUUGCUAAAUUAGGGCUCAAAUCUAGAAAGAGGCUUCCCCAAAUUGAUCUAUAAAAGGAUUUGAACAUAUUGACGCUAUUAAGUCCAGAUUUUUAGAUAUAUUACACUAUUAAAGACUAAGAGAUGAACUAAUUCGAUGCUAUAUGGGAUAAAUGAAAUUUUCUUGCUACAAACACUGGAAAAGUAAUAGUGACAGAUUCUGUAUGUUUAUCAAUGUGGAUUGUUGCUGGUUAAUAGUUUAGAAGUAUAAUCAUCUUCCUUAUAGGAGAUUGUAGUGAUUGCUUUUACAGUGUGAAGUUUCUAUUGUGAAGGGGAUAAAAUGUAGUGCAUGUAGCAGUUGAAACAAUUAUAACUGUUAUUGUGCAUGGAUGAACUUCGAGGAAGUGUGAAUAGAGAACCUUUUCUUUUACAGUGUGAAGUUUUUGAUUGUGGAGAGUGUGCUGGCUUGAGCAGAGGAAUUUGUGAACCGUGAAUGGAGAUUCAGUUUUAACUUUGUAACUGAACUCAUGCUCCAUCUGUUUGACUUCCCUAGCUAGGCAGUAGCCAGCCAAGCUUGUGUGUUGUUGUGGAGAUUCACCGUUUAGAGGAUUCUGGUCUGGCCUUCCGAAGGAAAUGGGUCUGGUUUUGCUAACAUUGUGCUUGCUUGUGGAAUCUACGGUAACAGCUGCCUCUGGCUUGUUGGAGCAUCAAACGGCUUGUGGAAAGUACCAUAUUAGUAACUCGGAUGAUCCUAGCCAUGAACUCUUUUAUAUUGAUGGAAAAUUGGUACAUAGGUAUUUCUUCUGUAAGGCUAUGCGCGACUAUCACGAGAGACAAUGCUUUGUUCAGGAAAAUAUCAGAAAUAAGUAUUGCCAGUCAUUAGAGAAAUUGUCUUUACUGUCUGGCAGAAAAUCCCUUCACGAUGUUGUUAGAGACAGAUAUAGUGAGAUUGAUAAUGAUAAAACAACUUUGGGUGGAAAGGAUAAAUAUGAUAAUCCUGUAUUAAAACCAAAAAUGCUAGCCAUGGCACUACCGGCUUUCUUUCUUUUGUGUUGUACUUUGGUCUGUCCAUGCUUCCAAGCAAAGAAAAAGGAUACGAGUCAUACUGUUCUCUCCAAGGAACCAAAUUCAAGUGAGUUACAUCACCAAUUCCAUUCAGAUGUUUGCAUUUUUUUGUUUGUUUGUUUCUUUUUUAUGUGAGGUUGUUGCCAUGUGCCAUUUUCUUUUGAUAAGCAUAUCUCAGAACCAAGUUCGGUUGAAUUGGACCAUAUGCUAUCUUUUCUAGUAUAAUUGAGUUUGGCGAACUUGCUUCAUUGUGCACUUUCAUAAGUGAUUACUAAAGGAAAAUGGUGUAUGGUUUUCCUCCCACCUCUCCAUAGAGUUUCAUAGCGGAAGCACACAUAGGCACACAUAGGCACACUUAAGGAUUCAAACAUAAUUAUCUAUGAUACGUAUCAUAGUGUGAAUUUGGGCAUUCUUGAGGUAAGAUAGCUAAAUGUUUGAUGCUUAUGUAAUUGAACUCUUGGGAGCGUGGAAUGUGAUUAUAUGAUAGAAAUUGGGGGAUAUUGAGCAUGUUACUAUGUGUUGAGCCAAUUUUGAUUUAUGAAUAAGGGAAGAACGACUUUUAGUAUUGAGUGGAGAACUUGUGGUGAUUGGUUGUGUUAUAACUUGCUUUCUUGGUGUUGAUGAGUUAAAUAUGAUUUAAAUUUCAAGCUAAAACAUGCUAAUGUGUAGUAAGAUGAUGUAUUUGAGAUCUUAUAGCUUUUAUUUGGCCAAAAUAUGAGUUAUAUGUUGAGUUUCAACAGAAACUGUAUUGCUGUCAAGUUUGGCUGGACAAACCAAUGUCUUGUGAGGGAUUUUCGAGAGUGUUCCUAUUGUCCAAAUAACUUGAAAUUUUUACUGUAAUAACUUCAGCAUGAGUAGGAGGUUUCUGUAAAAUUUCAGCUAAAUUGGACAUUGCAUAUGUAUGUUCGUGUUGGUGCAGGGUAAUCUUCUUCUCAUUUUAACA
Messenger RNA from Salvia miltiorrhiza (redroot sage), 2839 nucleotides. Its product is annotated as calmodulin-binding receptor-like cytoplasmic kinase 3. NCBI's taxonomy places the organism in Eukaryota, Viridiplantae, Streptophyta, Magnoliopsida, Lamiales, Lamiaceae. The coding region runs from base 1465 to 2031 and encodes 188 amino acids. The record is from RefSeq and is a predicted model, not a curated record. The transcript is spliced from 2 exons.